Molecule: messenger RNA, 664 nt
Organism: Penaeus chinensis
Lineage: Eukaryota; Metazoa; Arthropoda; Malacostraca; Decapoda; Penaeidae
Product: histidine-rich glycoprotein-like
Exons: 2
Coding region: 20-664 (214 amino acids)
Source: RefSeq, a predicted model, not a curated record
UCUCACCAAUCCUGCAGAGAUGAAGUACUUGGCGUUUGUCCUCCUGGCGGCUGCCGCUUGCGCAUCCGAAGUGGAGAAGCGAGAGGCGGAGCCAAGCACAGGCCCCCUUUAUCCUCCCUAUGGUCAACACCACAGUGCCUACUACCAUGCCAGCCGCCCCCACUACCUUCACAGGAGAUCCGCUGAGCCUGAGGCCGAGCCCUCUCAGCCUCACUCCCAUGGCUAUCUCCGUGAUUACCAUUACAAGUACCCCUCAUACCACCUCCACAAGAGAUCUGCUGACCCUGUAGCCGAGGCUGAACCCAGCUACAGGCCCAUCUCUUCCCACCACCACUCCUACACCCCAUACCCACAUACCCCUUACGUGCACCACGCUCAUAAGAGGUCUGCCGAACCCUCUACCAUCUACCCUCACUACUUCCGCCACUACACCCCCUACAACCACCACAUUCACCACCAACACAAGAGGUCCGCCGAGCCCGAGGCAGAGCCCUCUGUCGGCUACUCUCGAUACAACCUCCACUAUAGACCCCGGCCACCCCCUUACGCGUCCUACGGUCACCACCAGCACAGGAGGGCCGCCGAAGGAAGCCCUGUUUACCGUCAUCCCUACACCCCUUAUCACGGCGUCUAUCAAGGUCACGGCCACUACCACCGAUAUUGA